AUGCUACCUCUACAGCUGUUAAUUUAUGCACUCUACCGGGUUAUUCGUACUAUCAUAUUUAUAGAAUCAGAUUUAUAUACAUUAGUACGGAAAUUAUUACAACAUGAGAAGACUGGUAAUGUGGAGUUCUUCAAUAUUUUAACAAGGUUUCGAUUAGAUCCCACUGACAUCGCUCAGGACCAUGACUUUUUGAUAUUCAACGAUGGAUUUGGAAUUAUUGAGGACCUGAUCGAACCAUGUUGGAUGAUUUAUACCAUAACUGAACGAUAUGUAUACUUCGUUCGGAUACCGUACGAGUGUUCCCUAUCUAUUUCCACGACAUCUCGUCUAACGGCACUUUGCUACAAUUCAGCUGAUAAGCUAGCCCGUAUGGAUAUAGGCGAUUUUUUGACUGAAACAAAAUCGAGGAUCGAUCCAUCAAGAGGACGAGUUGUCAUACUUCACAGUUCGCCUUGUUGUGGUGGCAGUAUGCUGGGUAGACUGUUGAGUUCUGUCGAUGUGACAGAAUCCAGACUACUGGUUCUUGGUGAGCCGCCUGUAUUGACUGCCUUAGCCGUUCUUGCUCAAUAUUUAUCGAUCGAAACGAUGCGAUCGAUAACAGCUGCUUCGUUACGAUUCUCGAUGCGAGACAUCGAAAUGGAUCAGGUCGUCGUGAUGAAAGCACGGUCAUGCUGUGCAAAAAUCGUGCCUUAUGUUCAUGUUACUAUGCCCUCUAUACAACAUCUAUUUAUUACUGCCAGAGAUCCUACAGUAGCCAUUCCAAGGCUGCUAUCUUCAACUUCCCAAAAUUUGCCAGCUCUACACAUGGCAUGCAAUCUUCUAUCCUAUUCACCAGCAAUUUGUGAUUUCUUCACGUGUUGGCGAUUACUCGAAUCAGAAAUGAUACAGAAGAUUGGCCCAAAAGCGGAUUUUGAAUUCGCUUUGGCACAAAUUAUGGGCUGUAUCAUUAGCUAUCAAAGGAAUCUUAAGUAUUACGCACUUGAGGUCACUUACGCUGAGGAUUUGUUGAACGAUCCACUAACCGUGAUCCGUCCAAUUCUGGACGUCUGUGGCAUGAGUCAUAUGGCAGUGACCGACCAUCGAGCAUGGAAACUUCGAGAAGAAACGGCUAUCCAAUCCCAAUGCAUCGCUCCACUUGACGAUAUUCAACGGCAAAGGGUUAAAUUACUGGUAGAAUAUCUGCAACAAGACUGGUGCAGAUAA
Molecule: messenger RNA, 1203 nt
Organism: Haemonchus placei
Lineage: Eukaryota; Metazoa; Nematoda; Chromadorea; Rhabditida; Trichostrongylidae
Source: the annotation of a GenBank genome assembly